AUGGUUACUCCCCCGUUCGGAUACGUAUACGAUGAGAGAAUGCUAGAGCACGAGUGCGGUUAUGAUGAUACAAUGCGAGAAUGUCCGGAGCGAAUGAUUCUCAUACAUGAACGCCUGAAGCACGAUGGUCUUUUAGAGAAGGCAGUCAAGGUUAGCCAAAUGUGGAUGUUUAAUAUGUCCGAAUGAAC
Messenger RNA from Strongylus vulgaris, 188 nucleotides. The record is from the annotation of a GenBank genome assembly. NCBI's taxonomy places the organism in Eukaryota, Metazoa, Nematoda, Chromadorea, Rhabditida, Strongylidae.